CCACGCCCCGACUUCCCCGCCGCCUUCUCCCUCGCCCACUGCUGUCUACAACCCCAAUACCACCCAGACCGCCAGAGUAGACCGCAAUCAUGUCACGGAGAUACGACUCCAGGACGACCAUCUUCUCCCCGGAAGGUCGCCUCUACCAAGUCGAAUAUGCCCUCGAAGCCAUCUCGCACGCCGGAACAGCGCUAGGCAUCUUGGCCCAGGAUGGUAUUGUACUCGCCGCAGAGAGGAAGGUCACCAGCAAGUUGUUGGAGCAAGACACAUCGGCCGAGAAGCUGUACAUCUUGAACGACAACAUGAUCUGCGCCGUAGCAGGUAUGACUGCCGAUGCCAACAUCCUCAUCAACUACGCCCGUCAAAACGCCCAACGCUACCUCCUCACCUACAACGAAGACAUUCCCUGCGAGCAGCUCGUCCGCCGCUUAUGCGAUCUCAAGCAGGGUUACACGCAGCACGGAGGUCUCCGACCGUUCGGCGUGUCAUUCAUCUACGCCGGAUGGGACCCCCAGCGCCAGUUCCAGCUUUACCAGAGUAACCCCAGUGGCAACUACGGCGGCUGGAAGGCUACCAGUGUCGGCGCGAACAACGCCUCUGCGCAGAGCUUGUUGAAGCAGGACUACAAGGAGGAGUGCGAUCUGAAGGAAGCGUGCGGGCUUGCAGUCAAGGUACUCAGCAAGACCAUGGACUCAACCAAGCUGAGCAGCGAGAAGAUUGAGUUUGCGACAGUAGGAAGGACAAAGGAAGGCAAGAUCUACCACCACCUGUGGGGAGCGGACGAGAUCGAUGCUCUGCUGAAGGAGCACGGCCUGGCCAAGGCUGAGGACACCGAGAUGUCCGAGACAUGAGCAACACGACCAAUGCACGAUAUGAACAGGCGCAACGGAACGGCCUCUGCAUGAUAGACGAGGCUUGUAGUAUACCAUAUCAGGUGAGAGCUAUGUGGCAUCUUGUAGCGAAUCUCACUUCAUCAUGACCCGUUUGAUGUGUAGACGUAAUUUCUCUCUCGCUGACACGUGCAUCCAAUGGAACC
This is a messenger RNA of Alternaria rosae, 1036 nucleotides long. Its product is annotated as proteasome subunit alpha type-4. NCBI's taxonomy places the organism in Eukaryota, Fungi, Ascomycota, Dothideomycetes, Pleosporales, Pleosporaceae. The transcript has 4 exons. The record is from RefSeq and is a predicted model, not a curated record. Gene Ontology annotation, biological process: ubiquitin-dependent protein catabolic process. Gene Ontology annotation, cellular component: proteasome core complex; proteasome core complex, alpha-subunit complex; nucleus. The coding region runs from base 90 to 851 and encodes 253 amino acids.